CCCAAGUCUGUGCGUGUAAAGCAAGAGAGGACUGACUGACUGACUGCAUGUUCCCGUAGAUGUAGGUGAUCAUCAUACCUUUGUUCUUGCUGCGAUCUCAAAAGCAAUCAUAACAAAGCUUACACUGAAAGCGCAAUGUCUUCUGCUGGUACAGGCUUACAGAGAAGGCGAGGCGGUGGUCAUGGAGGGCCUGGUAAUUACGAAGAUGAUGAAGGUCCAUCACGCACAGGAUCACCAGCUCCCAUGACAGGAAAUGGAACGGCAUCUGGAAGUGGCACAAAUGGAGCAACAAGAAGGCGAACAAAAGAAGAACAAGCAGCAGCCUCUUUAGCACAAGACAGAAACGGCGGACCAGAAGUACGAGGAGGAGCAGGAAGCAUAACUGUAACCAGUGCAGCGGGAGGACAUAGAAUAGCAUAUGAUCCUAGAGAUUUACAAGAUGAAGACGAAAGUGCAGAACAUCCUCGAUUGACAUUGAUGGAAGAAUGUCUUUUGAUGGGUUUAAAGGAUAAACAAGGCUACUUAUCCUUUUGGAAUGAUAAUAUAUCCUACACCUUGAGAGGUUGCAUCUUGAUCGAGUUGGCAUUACGAAAACGUAUCUCCAUCUCCCGGGAUACAUCAGCUUCACACAGACCUAGAGGAGUUUACGUUGCACCUGUUCAAGAUCGUUUGGUAGAGGUCAUAGAUACUAAGAUGACUGGUGAAGUGUUAUUGGACGAAACACUGAAAUUGAUGAAAGCAAGUGAAAGGAUGAGCACAGCACAAUGGGUCGAUUUGCUAAGCGGUGAAACAUGGAAUGUGACAAAGAUUGGGUAUCAACUCAAACAAGUUCGUGAAAGGUUGGCGAAAGGACUGGUUGACAAGGGUAUUCUACGAACCGAAAAGCGAAAUUUUCUCUUGUUCGAUAUGGCAACUCAUCCGAUCUCCGACUCUUCCGCCAAAGACGCAGUCUUGCGUCGAAUCUUAUCGCUUCUAACAUCUACCAACACGACGGUUCACUCCAAUCUACUCUAUCGGGAGGAAAAGCGUCGAAUUUUAUUCCCUGCAACGAGAGCGCUUUGUCUGCUUUGCUGCAGCUUCAGUGCGAAUGUUCUGGAGAAUGCUUUGACCCAUCUUUCCUAUGAUGCACGCGAAUCAGCAUUUCAAAAAGCUGAUGACAUCUUGACUGAAUUUGCUCAAUGGCCAAUGGCUCCUUCUUCAUCCGUUGCGACGAAAAGUGCAUCUCAGAGGAUCGGUGAAGGAAGUUUGGCACCUUCAAAUUCUGAAGCUAUAAACGGAGGAGCAAGUAUCCUGGAAUUAGGCAAAGCCGUUCGAGCAGAGAUGCAAUCGGAUCAGCAAGCAAUGGGAGCGUUUGAGGCUAUUGCAGGUGUGCUACAUACACUCAGUCGGAUGGAUUCACUGCUAUAGCUUGUUAGUAAUACAAUAUAUUCCCCUACCAAUGUGCUAUCCCUACAUAACCCAGAUUGUAAGUAUGAUGAAUCUGUACAAUUCUAUCGCGGACAUCAGGAGAAAAGUAUGAC
This is a messenger RNA of Meira miltonrushii, 1520 nucleotides long. Its product is annotated as GPP34-domain-containing protein. The coding region runs from base 136 to 1407 and encodes 423 amino acids. Lineage: Eukaryota; Fungi; Basidiomycota; Exobasidiomycetes; Exobasidiales; Brachybasidiaceae. Gene Ontology annotation, cellular component: Golgi cisterna; cytosol; trans-Golgi network. Gene Ontology annotation, molecular function: phosphatidylinositol-4-phosphate binding. The transcript has a single exon. The record is from RefSeq and is a predicted model, not a curated record. Gene Ontology annotation, biological process: Golgi organization; retrograde vesicle-mediated transport, Golgi to endoplasmic reticulum; Golgi to plasma membrane protein transport.